This is a messenger RNA of Parasteatoda tepidariorum (common house spider), 2733 nucleotides long. RefSeq names its product elongator complex protein 2 (gene Elp2). Gene Ontology annotation, biological process: tRNA wobble uridine modification. Gene Ontology annotation, molecular function: protein binding. Lineage: Eukaryota; Metazoa; Arthropoda; Arachnida; Araneae; Theridiidae. Gene Ontology annotation, cellular component: elongator holoenzyme complex. The record is from RefSeq and is a predicted model, not a curated record.
UGACGACUUGUUUAUUUUUCGUGUUGUGUAUUGAUCAUGGUUUUGAUUUUAUAAAGAGCACAUGGAUUAGACAUGUUAGAAGCAUCAUUUAAAAAUACUUGUAGCUCUUAAAAAUUUAAAGAUAAAUGUUUCCUUGACUCUGAAACUGAAUCUUCAAAACAAUUUUUGAUACUUAAAAAUAUCAGUAUCUUCAUUACUAUUAGUUUAAUUAAUCUUGCGAAAUUACAGAAAAAUAUUAUAUACAAAAUAAGUCACAAUGACUGUUGAAACAAAAUGUAUUUAUUGUAGUUGUUCAUGUAAUAAAUCUCCAAACUCAAUGGACUGGGGAACAAAUGGAUUUAUUUGUUAUGCUGCUUGUAAUUCAAUCCAUAUUUAUGAAUAUGAGGAUAAUAAAUUUCCUCAUCAUUAUAAGACAUUAAAUUGGCACAAAAAAUUAGUAACUUCUGUGCACUGGAUUAAAAGAAGCAAUAACAGUGAAAAUGAAUUGAUUGCCACUUCUGCAGAUUUUACUGCUUCAGUUUGGACUUACAAUGGAUCAGAGUUCAAAUUUUCUUAUUCUUUGGUUGGUCAUACUGGAGUUGUAAGAAGUGCUUCAGGAAUUUAUUUACAAGAUAAAGGUUGCGAAAAACUGAUGAUUGUAACUAUGUCAAUUGAUUGCUCUGUGAAAUUAUGGAUUUGUGAAAAAGAUUCUGAAGCUUUAUGCAUCCAGACAAUAUCGUUUGGAAGUGGGUUUGGUCUUGAUGCUAAAUUUGCAGUACUGAAUAAUCCUGAUGAAUUAAUUUUACUUGUUGGUGCUGAUGACUCAAGAAUCCAUUUGUAUACUCAAGCUAAGGACAUGACAUUUAUUCCUACAGUUCAGCUAAAAGGACAUCAAGAUUGGAUUCAAAGUAUAGAUGUUAUUAGGGAAAGUCAAUCAGCAUUACUGAUUGCUUCAGCAUCUCAAGAUUGUCACAUAAGAAUAUGGAAAAUCUCACCUGUGCAAGAAAAGCACAUGGAAGCAGAUCUUAACGAACUACAAGUUGAUGCCGUUACAUUUUCUACAGUGGCAGGUAAUGCAUACUCUAUAUCUCUUGAAUCAGUUAUAAGUGCUCAUGAAAAUUGGGUUUAUUCUGCUCAUUGGAGACAAAGCAGAGAUGAGAGUGGAAAUACAAUAUUACAGAUUUUGUCAGCUUCAAUGGACAAGACUUUGAUCGUGUGGGAGUUAGAUUCAAAUUCUAAUAUCUGGCUAGAAAAAGUUCGACUUGGAGAAGUUGGUGGGAACACAUUGGGUUUUUAUGGUGCAUCUUUUUCACCCAAAGGAGAUAUCAUCAUUGGACAUGGAUAUCAAGGAGCUGUUCAUGUGUGGAAACUAAAUUAUGAAGAAGAUUCUUGGCUCCCUGGGCUUUCAUUUGGUGGUCAUUAUGCAAGUGUGCAAGAUAUAGGCUGGGAUCCUGAUGGAGAAUACUUAAUGAGCUGCAGCACAGACCAAACUAGUCGAUUGCAUGCUCCAUAUGUUGCUCAUGGGAAAAAGAAUAGCUGGUAUGAAAUUGCUCGACCGCAAGUGCAUGGGUAUGACAUGGUAUGCUUAAGUAUUUUGAAUCGUUUCAAGUGUGUGUCUGCUGGUGAUGAGAAAGUACUUCGAGUUUUUGAGGCCCCUAGAAAUUUUGCUGACACAUUGAAAAAUAUAGUGAAAUUGGAUAUUGAUUCAUAUGUUAAAGAUAAGAUGGCUGAAGGUGCAAGUGUCCCAUCACUUGGUUUGUCAAAUAAGGCUGUAUUUGAGGAAGACAUAAUCAAAGUCAAAGACUCUUUAGAUGACCAAAAUUCUAAAAAGACUUUUAAAGAUCAAUAUCCUGAUUUUUACUACACACCUGUUGAAGUAACUGAACCUCCCACCGAAGAAAAUUUACUCCAAAAUACAUUAUGGCCAGAAACUCAAAAAUUGUAUGGACAUCCUUAUGAAGUAUUCAGUGUUACAUCAAAUCAUGCAAAAACAUUAGUUGCUUCUGUGUGCAAGGCUUCAAAAAUUGAAUAUGCUGGAAUUAUUUUGUGGUGUACAUCUACGUGGAAGCAAAUAGGAUAUUUAUCAUUUCAUACAUUAACUAUUACUCAAAUUGAAUUUUCUCCUGAUGAUAGUUACCUACUGUCAGUGUCUAGAGAUAGAAUGUGGGCUAUUUAUAAACAUUUCCCCUCUGAAUCUCCACCUUACCGGAAAAUAGCCAAUCUAGAUAGAAAGCUUGGAAUACAUUCAAGAAUUAUAUGGGGUUGUUCCUGGACAUUUGAUAGUUUAUAUUUUGCUACAGCUUCAAGAGAUAAAAAAGUUGCUAUAUGGGGUAAAGAUAUAUCUAAAGAUGCUGAAAAUUUUUCAUUGCAAUCAGAACCAUUAGAAGUUGAGGAUGCCGCAACUGCAGUAUCUUUUGCUCCUGGCUUAUUUCAAAACAAGUAUAUUAUUGCUAUAGGACUAGAAAAUGGAUCCAUCAUGUUAAGUUCUUGGUCUCUAAAUAUGAGUUGGUGCACCCUUCAAAUAUUAGAUCAAAAUACUGCUCAUCAUUUGAAUGUAAAUAAAUUAAGGUUUUCUCCUGUUCAUGGGGAAGCUGGUUCUAAGCAAAAGAAUGAGAAGAUUUUGCAACUUGCUAGUUGUGGAAAUGAUCACCAUGUAAAAGUUUAUAACAUUUACUUCGACUCGCUCACAUAAUUUCACCUGUUUUAUAUAAAUUAUUAUAUUUUAAUUAAUAAAAAUUUAAGUUUUUUAUUGUC